GAUUCAACACGUGCUGCAGCAACAACAUAUCGCCUCUCCGUCUCAUCCUAUUCCUCAUCAUCAUCACAUUUAUUUUUUUAAGUCUACAGUCGGAUUUUAAAAAUAUACAUUUCUUUUGAAACAACAUAAUAUAGUGUUUGGUAGACAUGGGAAAGCACAAGCGGGACAAGGUGGGCAAAGCUUUGAGAGACAACCCAAUCGCCCAAUCGGGUGGUGGGGCGUCGUCGUCAUCAAGAAUUUCGCUUGGUGAUCAGAUCCACUCUGAUAGAUACGUCAAUGGAGCUCCAACAUCGAAAUCUAGCCAACUUGUAGGAAUUGAUGAAGAGCCAGAACAGUUCGUGGAUAGCAAAACGACCAAGAAGUUGUUGAAACAGGCUCGCGUACAGCAGCAACAGUUGGAGGAUGAGCUAGCGGAAGUGGAAGAAGGUCAUGAUGGGGGUCGCUCCACUGCUGGGGGAAAAUCUAGCAGAACAUCGAAAGCAAAGUUCAAUCUGGGAGGAGGACCCAAAGUCCAAGACUCUGAAGAGGAUGAAGAUGAGUUGGCAGCUUCUGAUGAUGAUGAAGCUGACGAAGGAAAUUUUGCACAAGAAAUUCAAAUCGAUCCAGACGAUGAGUUUGCAUUGGAGCGUUUCAUGAACAAAAAUCCUGAACCUGCACGAAAACUAGGCGAAAUUUUAAUGGAGAAAUUGACAGAAAAAAGGACAGAAAUUGAGACACAAUUGUCUGAUGCCGGACUUGUUAUGCAAAAACUGGAUCCCAGAGUUGAAGCAAUGUAUGAAGGUGUUAGAGAUGUUCUUACCAAGUAUAGAAACGGAAAGCUACCAAAGGCCUUCAAAUUAAUCCCACGUCUGACAAAUUGGGAGCAAAUUUUGUAUAUUACAGAUCCAAAUGGAUGGUCUGCCGCAGCAAUGUAUCAGGCAACACGAAUAUUCACCUCCAACCUAAAAGAAAAGAUGGCUCAGCGGUUCUUCAACUUGGUUUUGCUUCCUCGUGUGCGCGAUGAUAUCUCAGAAUAUAAAAAAUUAAACUUUCAUUUGUAUCAAGCUUUGCGUAAAGCAUUGUUUAAACCUGGAGCAUUCAUGAAAGGAAUUCUUAUUCCACUGUGCGAAAGCGGGACGUGUACACUCCGAGAGGCUAUAAUUAUCGGAUCAGUGUUAGCCAAGAAUUCAGUCCCCUUGCUACAUUCAGCUGCAGCCAUGUUAAAAAUUGCGGAAAUGGACUAUUCUGGAUCAAAUUCUAUUUUUUUGAGAAUAUUUUUGGACAAGAAGUAUGCCCUACCAUACCGUGUUAUUGACGCUGUAGUUUUCCAUUUUCUAAAAUUCGAAAAGGACAAACGACUUCUCCCAGUGUUGUGGCACCAGGCCAUGCUCGUCUUUACCCAACGAUACAAAGAGUAUAUGAGUUCAGAACAAAAAGAGGCACUUUUGGUCCUAUUAAGAUCUCACUCUCACCAGCAAAUUACUCCAGAAAUUAGACGAGAACUAAUGAAUUCAAAAUGCAGGGACGAUAUAAUUGCGGAAACGUCAUUAACAAAAUCAUUGACUAAUGUAAAGAUGGAUGACUCUUAAAUGUUUUAGAGAGUUUGGAGUUUUUGUUAUUACAUAUUAUUUGGAAUUCCGCAAAAUAACUUGUCUUUAAUGUGUACAACUAAUUAUACUUCCGUAAACUAUUCGUUUAAUAAAUUAGUAACUUUAAA
Molecule: messenger RNA, 1696 nt
Organism: Folsomia candida
Lineage: Eukaryota; Metazoa; Arthropoda; Collembola; Entomobryomorpha; Isotomidae
Gene: bys
Product: bystin
Exons: 7
Coding region: 147-1568 (473 amino acids)
Biological process (GO): rRNA processing
Cellular component (GO): cytoplasm; preribosome, small subunit precursor; nucleolus
Molecular function (GO): snoRNA binding
Source: RefSeq, a predicted model, not a curated record